AUGCCUCUUAAAAUCAUUAUCGUUGGUGCUGGUCUCGGUGGUCUUGGCAGUGCUAUCGCUUUGACUCGUGCCGGCCAUGACGUUGAGGUCUUCGAGCAAUCUUCGUUCUUAAACGAGGUUGGAGCUGCGAUCCAUAUCCCUCCCAAUGCCACCAGAGUCCUCAAACACUGGGGUUGCGAUUUUGAGGAUCUGCAGGCCACCUUUUGCAACGCCAUCAAGGUUUACGACAAGACAGGAAAGCUCAUCUUCAUCCCUGCGAGCACCAAAGAACUGCAUGAAAAACUCGAUACUCGAGAUGCUUGGCUUCUCUCGCAUCGCGUCGACUUACACAACACUCUGAGGAAGCUAGCAGCAGACGAAAAGUACGGAAAGAAUCUCAAGAUCAACCUUUCUAGCCGCGUCAUAUCUGCGGAUGCGGAUGCCGCUGAAAUUGUUCUGGAGGACGGUACCAAACACCGAGCCGAUCUACUAAUUGGGGCAGACGGGGUGCAUUCCAAAGUCGUCGCCGCCGUGACUCAAAAGACGCCAGAACGGAAGAGCACAGGGCAAAAUACGUUCCGGUUCUUGGUCCCUAUGGAGAAGAUUCAGGCCAAUCCGCUCACGGGUCCCUUGUUCGCUAAGCUUGGCAUCGCUUGCCAGCACGUCUUUGUCACAUACGAUCGUCGUCUCGUUGUUUAUCCUUGUCGACGCGGCAAACUGCUCAAUAUUGUCGCUGUGCAUCCAGCUAAAGACAGCGGACUCGACAAUGAAUCCUCAUGGCUAGCUGGAGGCAAGAUUGAAGAUCUGAUAGACAACUACAGCGAAUUUUCGCCCGAACUCAUCGAAAUGUGCAAUCUGGCGGAAGAUCUGAAGCUCUGGAGCUUAGCAACAAGAGAUCCCCCUGAGAAGUUCUACAAGGGCAGGACUGUGUUGGUAGGCGACGCUGCUCACCCCAUGCUUCCUCAUCAAGGACAAGGUGGUGCACAGUCCUUUGAGGACUGUGCAGCUCUUGGAACUUUGUUCCCUGCCGAUACAACUGUAGAUCAGAUUCCAAGGAGACUUGAGUUGUACAACAAGCUCCGUUAUCACCGAGCAGUAACCAUCAUGUUCAUGUCCAAAAUCAAUGACGAGAGGCGAGGAGAGAUGAUGGAAGACCUCCGCAAGUUUGUGCCUGAUGCGCAACUUCCGAACAGCAUGUUUGAAUACUCGUGGGAUUCAUACGUUGUUCGCGAUGCUCAGGAGCUCCUGAAAACUGAAACCAAAGCUUGA
Molecule: messenger RNA, 1248 nt
Organism: Ilyonectria robusta
Lineage: Eukaryota; Fungi; Ascomycota; Sordariomycetes; Hypocreales; Nectriaceae
Exons: 6
Coding region: 1-1248 (415 amino acids)
Molecular function (GO): FAD binding; monooxygenase activity
Source: RefSeq, a predicted model, not a curated record